GUGGGCUCGAGUUUGAAGCUUUGCGUGGCUUGGUCAUGAUCCAUUCAUGCAUUAUUCUCUCUCACUCUCGCUUUCUCUCUCACACACACCCUAACUUUAUCCUUUCAAGUUUCUCUUCAAUAUUAUCCUACUCAUCUCGCCUCAGUAAGACCAGAGGGAGCUAUAGCUUUUGGAAAGCUGCCUUCAACUUUAGGUAUAUGAGACAGGUUCAUUCAUCACAGCCAAAGAAAGGCCUCCUCCAAUUCCAAGCAUUAGAUAUAUAUCACGCAAAUGCUAAGCUCUUCCAACCCUGCGAAGUUUGCUGUCCUUCCUCCCAUGAACAGUCCUGUGGUGUCUCCUGUGGAUGAGAUCAAUGGAGGCAAGAGGAAAAGAAGGCCUGCAGGGACACCAGAUCCGGACGCGGAGGUGGUGUCGCUGUCGCCGCGGACGCUGCUGGAGGCGGACCGGUACGUGUGCGAGAUCUGCGGGCAGGGGUUCCAGCGGGAGCAGAACCUGCAGAUGCACCGGCGGCGGCACAAGGUGCCGUGGAAGUUGGUGCGGCGGCAGCAGGGAGCGGAUGCGGGGAGGAAUAACAAGCGGGUGUUCGUGUGCCCGGAGGUGAGCUGCCUGCACCACGACCCGCGGCACGCGCUGGGCGACCUCGUCGGCAUCAAGAAACACUUCCGGCGGAAGCACAGCAGCCACCGGCAGUGGGCCUGCGCCCGGUGCGGCAAGGCCUACGCCGUCCACUCCGACUACAAGGCCCACCUCAAGACCUGCGGCACCCGCGGCCACUCCUGCGACUGCGGCCGCGUCUUCUCCAGAGUAGAGAGCUUCAUAGAGCACCAAGAUUCGUGCAACGCCAGCCGAGCAGGAGGACGGCAAACCACUCAAUCCCCACGGCCUCCACUCACCCUCUCCACUACCGACGUCUCCACCACCACCGACGCCAACGCCAACGCCAACGUUAACGCCGGCUCUACUCCAACUGCAGCAGCAGCUCUACCGGCGCCGUCAUUUCUUCCAUUAUUCUUGCCGCCGCCGCCGCCGCUGCCAAUUAUUCCAAACGAGCGCCACCAUCAACACCAUAACUAUCUCGAGCUCCAAUUGCUGCCCACCACGUCCUACAGUCUCCUCCACAGAACCGCACCUCGCGCUCCCUUCUCUCCUGAUCAGGAAGCGGCGACGCCGACGGAGCUCCAACUGUCGAUCGGGCCGCCGGGAGUAGUUACCGACGCGGCGCGGGCGCCAGCGAGGGAUGAUAAGGAAGAGGUGGAGAUGGCGGAGAAGGAGUUCGCCGACGCGAAGAGGAUCCGGCAGCAGGCGCGGGCGAAGCUGGAGAACGCCUACGUGCUGAGGGAGCACGCCAAGAAGCGGAUCGCGUCGAUGCUUCUCCAAAUCACUUGCCAUUCUUGCAGGAAGCAGUGGCCGUCCAAGUCGUCGCCGUCGACGAGCUCCGAUCAUAACCCUAAUUGACAUUAACGUGAAGGAUUGAAAUCCAAAGUCCUGUUCCUUUUACAAACCAACUGAGAACGGUCAGUGUUGAUUGCAAUAAUUCUUGGUGUGAUUAUUGUGUAUUUAUCUUUAUUAAUCUGAUGGUGUUUUCAUAUGAAA
Molecule: messenger RNA, 1593 nt
Organism: Zingiber officinale
Lineage: Eukaryota; Viridiplantae; Streptophyta; Magnoliopsida; Zingiberales; Zingiberaceae
Product: protein indeterminate-domain 16-like
Exons: 4
Coding region: 271-1455 (394 amino acids)
Cellular component (GO): nucleus
Molecular function (GO): DNA-binding transcription factor activity
Source: RefSeq, a predicted model, not a curated record